AUGCGUCUCCCCUCCCUCCUCACCCUGCUCUCCUCAGCAACAACCACCCUAGCCGCCGCCAUCACCCCCACCAACACCACCACCAACACCACCCUCCCCACCCCCCUCUCCCGCCUCUCCCCCCUCAAACACCUCAACACCACCCGCCUCCGCAUAACCUACCACGAAAGCGGCCCGGCCACCGGCCCCCCCGUGCUCCUCCUCCACGGCUGGCCCUACUCCAUCGACAGCUACACGCACGUGGCCCCCGCGCUCGCCGCCGCCGGCCACCGCGUCAUCGUGCCCUACCUGCGCGGACAGGGCCCGACCACCUUCCUGCGUCCGGACACGCCGCGCUCCGGGGAGCAAGCGGCGCUGGGGGAGGAUGUGGUCGAGUUGAUGGAUGGGCUGGGGAUUGGGAGGGCGGUGCUGGCGGGGUAUGAUUGGGGCGGGAGGGCUGCCAAUGUGGUUUGUGCGUUGUCUCCGGAGAGGUGUGCCGGGUUGGUGUCGGUGAAUGGGUAUUUGGUGCAGGAUUUGGAGAGGGCGUGGGUGCCGCUGGAUGUGAAGAUCGAGGCGGGGUUUUGGUAUUUUUAUUAUUUUCUGACGCCGAGGGGGGAGGCGGCGUUGGCGGAAAAACCGAAGGAGAUUGCGAGGUUGGUGUGGGAGAGGAAUUCGCCGUUGUGGAGGUUUACGGAGGAGGAUUUGGAUCGGGCGGCCGAGACGUUUGAGAAUCCGGAUUAUGUGUCUGUGGUGACGCAUGUAUAUCGGCAUCGGCUGUUUUACGCGCCGGGGGAUCCGGAUUAUGCGGAGGCGGAGAAGAAGUUGAGGAAACUGCCUCCGAUUACGGUACCGGCGGUGACCUUGGAUGGGCUGGCGGAUGGAAAUUUCCCUGCCACGGAUGGGACGUCGAGUGCGAAGUAUUUCACGGGUCCGCGGGUGCAUCAUCAGGUUGAGGGUGCCGGGCAUAAUCUGGCCCAGGAGAAGCCGCAAGCGUUUGUGGAUGCUGUUUUGGAAGUUGUGAAGCUGGCAAGAGACUCUUCAUAG
This is a messenger RNA of Chaetomium globosum CBS 148.51, 1023 nucleotides long. RefSeq lists its product as uncharacterized. Gene Ontology annotation, molecular function: hydrolase activity. The record is from RefSeq and is a predicted model, not a curated record. Lineage: Eukaryota; Fungi; Ascomycota; Sordariomycetes; Sordariales; Chaetomiaceae. The transcript has a single exon. The coding region runs from base 1 to 1023 and encodes 340 amino acids.